This is a messenger RNA of Centrocercus urophasianus (Greater sage-grouse), 1450 nucleotides long. RefSeq names its product LIM homeobox 1 (gene LHX1). Bases 1 to 1221 code for a protein of 406 amino acids. The transcript is spliced from 5 exons. Gene Ontology annotation, biological process: regulation of transcription by RNA polymerase II; neuron differentiation. Lineage: Eukaryota; Metazoa; Chordata; Aves; Galliformes; Phasianidae. The record is from RefSeq and is a predicted model, not a curated record. Gene Ontology annotation, molecular function: RNA polymerase II transcription regulatory region sequence-specific DNA binding; DNA-binding transcription factor activity, RNA polymerase II-specific. Gene Ontology annotation, cellular component: nucleus.
AUGGUUCACUGUGCGGGCUGCAAAAGGCCAAUCUUGGACCGGUUCUUGUUGAAUGUACUGGACAGGGCUUGGCAUGUGAAGUGUGUUCAGUGCUGUGAAUGUAAAUGCAAUUUGACAGAGAAAUGCUUUUCGCGAGAAGGCAAGCUUUACUGCAAAAACGACUUCUUUCGGUGUUUCGGGACCAAGUGUGCGGGCUGUGCCCAGGGCAUCUCCCCCAGCGACCUGGUCCGCAGGGCGCGGAGCAAAGUGUUCCACUUGAACUGUUUUACGUGUAUGAUGUGCAACAAGCAGCUCUCCACCGGCGAGGAGCUCUAUAUCAUAGACGAAAACAAGUUCGUCUGCAAAGAAGAUUACCUAAAUAACAGCAAUACUGCCAAAGAAAACAGCCUGCAUUCAGCUACCACCGGCAGUGACCCCAGCCUGUCCCCCGACUCCCAAGACCCCUCCCAGGACGACGCCAAGGACUCGGAAAGCGCCAACGUGUCCGACAAGGAGACGGGCAGCAACGAGAACGACGACCAGAACCUGGGGGCCAAGCGGCGGGGGCCCCGCACCACCAUCAAAGCCAAACAGCUAGAGACUCUGAAGGCCGCCUUCGCGGCCACCCCCAAACCCACGCGGCACAUCAGGGAGCAGCUGGCGCAGGAGACCGGCCUCAACAUGCGCGUCAUCCAGGUGUGGUUCCAGAACCGCCGCUCUAAGGAGCGCCGCAUGAAGCAGCUGAGCGCGCUGGGCGCCCGCCGGCACGCCUUCUUCCGCAGCCCGCGCAGGAUGCGGCCGCUGGUGGACCGCCUGGAGCCCGGCGAGCUGCUCCCCAACGGGCCCUUCUCCUUCUACGGAGAUUACCAGAGCGAGUACUACGGCCCCGGGGGCAACUACGAGUUCUUCCCGCAAGGCCCGCCCUCCUCGCAGGCGCAGACGCCGGUGGAGCUGCCGUUCGGGGCGGCGGGCGGACCGCCGGGCACGCCGCUGGGUGCGUUGGAGCAUCCGCUGCCCGGGCACCACCCGCCCGGAGAGGCGCAGCGCUUCCCCGACAUGCUGGCGCACCCCGCCGGGGACUCGCCCAGCCCCGAGCCCACCCUGCCCGGCUCCCUGCACUCCAUGUCCGCGGAAGUGUUCGGCCCCAGUCCUCCGUUCUCCUCGAUAUCCGUCAACGGCGGUGCUAACUACGGCAAUCACUUGUCACACCCACCAGAAAUGAACGAAGCGGCCGUGUGGUAGCUUUAAGCGAACUGGGUCUAAGUAAGUGAUGAUCAUCUAGUCUGCUUGUUGUUACGGUGUACAGAAAUGAGUAAAUGUAACAUCUCUCCCGCCCUAAGACAAUGGCACCUUGGGAACGAACUGCGCCCGGCGGCUCCGCGCUGCUGCAGAGCGGGACGAUCCCGGUGUGCGUUUGUCACAGCCACGGGGACCUGCGUGUGCCAUGACAAAGGAACUGGUGAAGCUGUAC